Rhodamnia argentea is the source of this 3373-nucleotide messenger RNA. Its product is annotated as LRR receptor-like serine/threonine-protein kinase GSO1. Gene Ontology annotation, molecular function: ATP binding; protein kinase activity; protein binding. Bases 224 to 3082 code for a protein of 952 amino acids. Gene Ontology annotation, biological process: protein phosphorylation. The transcript has 2 exons. The record is from RefSeq and is a predicted model, not a curated record. Lineage: Eukaryota; Viridiplantae; Streptophyta; Magnoliopsida; Myrtales; Myrtaceae.
UUCUCGUUCCUGAUAGGCUUCCAUUUUCUUGUUCUUGACCCCACUCUCUCUCUUUCCCUGCUCCUUCUUCCGCAUCAUCUUCUCCUUUUCCCACUAUCUGUAUCGGAUAUUGGGGGUGUUGUGGCUCUCUCUUUAUAUACAUGCUCUUGGGUUUUUCGAUUCUAGCUGCGGACAUCUCUAAUACGCCAUUCUGGCUUUUACCAUAACGGAAAGAAGCCGAAAGAUGGGCCGGUGCACACCUAGCAAUCCUUUGCUCGUCCCGCUCUUGUUCUUCUUCUCCUCCUCCUUCUACCCUUUGGCCUUCUCUAAGCUGUCUUCAACUCAAGCAGCAGUUAUGAUCGAUCUCUCCCAGAGAAUCCCGACUUCUGACUUGCCGGGGAACAGCACCGCAGAGCCCGACCCGUGUAAUUGGAAAUGGGUCACGUGCAGCCCGGAUAACUCCUCCGUGAUCACGCUCUCUCUCUCUGGGCUCGCUCUCAAUUCCUCCAGUUUUUUGCCUGCGAUUUGCCAGAUUGGUUCUUUGCAGGUUCUUGAUCUGUCCCACAACCAGUUGGACUCAAUUCCUGAUGAGUUCAUCACUUCUUGUGGGCAAAUUGGUGGGCUCCAGCGGUUGAACUUCAGCAGGAAUGCGUUGGUAGGUCCUUUGCCUUCUUUUACUGGUUUUCCUGGGUUGGAGUUCUUGGACUUGUCUUAUAAUCAUAUGAGGGGAAGCAUUGGCUCAGAAUUAGAUGGGUUAGUCAAGUUGAGGAGUUUGAAUCUUAGUUUUAAUAUGUUCAAUGGGUUAGUUCCAGUUAACCUGUCCAUGGUUUUGGAGGAGCUUGAGCUUUCGGUGAAUGAAUUCGACGGUGAAAUCCCUGAGGGACUCGCAGCUUAUCAGAAUUUGACCCUGGUCGAUCUUAGCCAGAACCGUCUUUCAGGCUUUAUCCCUGACAGACUAGGGCAGCUCCCAAAGUUGGAAGUGCUGAUUCUGUCUUCCAAUGAUCUCCGUGGGAAAAUCCCGGAUAGUCUAGCUAAUUUGAAAACACUUUCCCGUUUCUCUGCAAACCAAAAUAACUUCAGCGGCCCAAUUCCCAGUGAGUUAACGAGGUUUCUCAAAAGUUUGGAUCUUAGCUACAAUAAGCUGAGUGGGUCUAUUCCGCCUGACCUUUUGUCCCAGCCAAAUUUGCAGUAUGUGGAUUUGUCUUACAAUCGGUUGGAGGGGCCGAUACCUAACAAUCUGUCAUCUAACAUGCUCAGGUUGAGACUGGGUAGCAAUUUGCUUAAUGGUACGAUUCCUUCUGAUUCGUUGGGAAGCCUCGAGAAAUUGACUUACUUAGAACUGGAAAAUAAUAGCUUGACAGGAUCAGUCCCUGCUGAACUGGGCAAAUGCCGGAGUUUGGCCCUAUUGAAUUUGGCGCAGAAUAAACUGACUGGUCCCUUACCACCAGAGUUGGGGAAUCUCAGCAGUGUUCAAGUCAUGAAGCUUCAGUUAAACAAGAUUGACGGGAGCAUCCCAGGCCAAAUUACGCAGUUAGCGAGUUUAGCGCAGUUGAAUAUCAGCUGGAACCUCCUGAGUGGUUCCAUUCCAUCUUCCCUUCCAAACUUGCAGAACCUUACUGUCUUGAAUUUGCAGCACAACAGUCUGAGUGGCUCAAUACCCAUUGGAAUUCAGAGAUUAGACGUUUUGUUGGAACUCCAGCUGGGUAAAAAUCAACUUAGUGGGCGUAUACCAACCAUGCCACUGAGUUUGCAGAUUGUUCUAAACCUCAGUAAUAAUCUUUUUGAUGGGGAUAUCCCGGCUACUUUUUCUCAGCUAAACAACCUAGAGAUUUUGGAUCUCUCAGACAACCAGUUUUCAGGUUCCGUUCCCAAUUCAUUUACUCUGAUGGCAGCCCUCACACAGAUAAUACUUUCCAAUAACAACCUGUCGGGUGUUAUUCCGAAUUUUAGGCAAAUGGUCAAAGUGGAACAUAGUGGAAACAAAAACCUCAUUAAUGGGACAGCACCGAGCCCUCCAGCACCGAGCCCUCCGUCACCGAAAAGAAACUCUGUUGCUGUGCCAGUUCUUACUGCACUGGCAUCUGCUGUUUUUGCUGUGUUGUUCGUUUCAGUGGUUGUUGUGUCAGUAUCAAAACGCUUUUACCGCAUUAACGACGAGCAUGUGCAAUUAGGCGAGAACCUUCCUCUUCCUAAAGUCAUCGAUAGUGGCUUGUUGACUUCAAAUGGCAUCCACAGAUCAAGUAUAGACUUCACCAAAGCCAUGGAAGAAGUUUCCGAUCCAACGAAAAUCGUUUUGAAGACCAGGUUUUCAACCUACUACAAAGCAACCAUGCCAUCUGGAACAAGCUACUACAUCAAGAAGCUUAACUGGAGUGACAAGAUAUUCCAAUUGGGUAGCCACGACAAGUUUGGACAGGAGCUAGAAGUCCUGGGAAAGUUAAACAACUCGAAUGUCAUGACCCCUUUAGCCUAUGUCUUGACUCUUGAUAGUGGGUAUCUCUUUUACGAGUACGCGCAAAAGGGUACCCUCUUUGACGUUUUGCAUGACAGCUCAAACGAAUUGGAUUGGGCGAGCCGUUACAGUAUUGCAGUUGGAGUGGCUCAGGGUCUUGUGUUUCUGCAUGAUUAUUCCUCCGGUCCAAUUCUCCUGCUUGACCUCUCGAGUAGGAGCAUUCUGCUCAAGUCCUUGAAGGAACCUCAGGUGGGAGAUAUUGAGCUCUGUAAGGUAAUCGAUCCAUCAAAGAGCACAGGCAGUCUCUCUACUGUUGCAGGAUCUAUUGGCUACAUACCUCCAGAGUAUGCUUACACAAUGAGAAUAACAAUGGCCGGGAAUGUGUAUAGCUUCGGGGUUGUGCUGCUGGAACUGCUCACUGGGAAGCCAGCAUGUAGCCAGGGAAAUGAGUUAACGAAGUGGGUGUCGACCAACAGUUUGAAGCAAGAUAAGUGGGACCACAUCCUUGAUUUUAGUGUGAGUAGAACAUCCCUCACCGUGAGGAGCCAGAUGCUUGCAGUUCUAAGAGUUGCUCUGGCAUGUGUCGGCACAUCUCCUGAUUCAAGGCCGAAAAUGAAGAGUGUACUCCGCAUGCUUCUCAAUGCAAGGUAAAUACUUGUCUAGUUAAUACAUUACUGCUUGUGUAAACGAGGCGACCAAAAGAAGCGUGGUCUUUUGCUCUCAUUUUUGUUGUAAACCAAUAAGUUCUGUCCUGUGUGAUAAGGUUUGUAAUAGAGAAGAAUUAGAUGGAAUUAUGGUUUCUCCUGCAGCUAUAUACCUGGUUUGAAGUAAACCUGUCGUCGUGUAAAAAGUUUUAGGGUGUUCUCAUGGAAGACAAGGCAAAAUUUUGGUGUUGUAAUUGAUGAUAUUUACAGUGAUUUUAGCCUUCUUCAGCCUUCUCUA